Juglans regia (Persian walnut) is the source of this 1573-nucleotide messenger RNA. Its product is annotated as UDP-glycosyltransferase 74B1. Lineage: Eukaryota; Viridiplantae; Streptophyta; Magnoliopsida; Fagales; Juglandaceae. Gene Ontology annotation, molecular function: UDP-glycosyltransferase activity. The coding region runs from base 78 to 1484 and encodes 468 amino acids. The transcript is spliced from 2 exons. The record is from RefSeq and is a predicted model, not a curated record.
UCUCGGUCUUGCCUUUAAAGAAGAAAGACAGUAGUUCAGAAUUAGCAAACACUAUAACUGUAGAGGAACAAAAAGAUAUGGAGGAGAAAGAGUAUGCGGGUCACGUUGUACUGAUCCCAUAUCCGAGCCAAGGCCAUAUCAACCCUGUCCUCCAAUUUGCAAAACGAUUAGCCUCCAAAGGAGUCCUGGCCACCUUAGCUACAACGUGCUAUACAACCAAGUCUAUCUGUGCACCAAACGUCGGCGUCGAGCCCAUUUCCGAUGGCUUCGACGUGGGUGGCUUUGCGCAGGCGCAAAACGAGGACCUAUAUCUAAAGUCAUUCAAGGCGAAUGGCUCAAGAACCCUAUCUGAACUCAUUCAUAAAUACCAAGAAUCGAGCUCUCCUGUCACUUGUGUUGUUUAUGAUUCGUUUCUGCCAUGGGCGCUUGAUGUUGCUAAGCAACAUGGUAUUUACGGGGCCUCCUUCUUCACCAAUUCGGCCACUGUAUGCCAUAUAUUCUGUCUCAAACACCUGGGCAUCCUUUCCCUGCCGGUAAAUCUGGAAAACGAACCUUUGUUGGUUCCUGGCCUUCCUCCUUUGAACUUGGCUGACCUGCCAAGUUUUCUUAAGUUUCCAGAAAGUUACCCAGCCUACAUGGCCAUGAAAUUGAAUCAGUAUUCCAACUUGCACAUGGCUGAUUGGAUAUUUUGCAACAGUUUCGAAGAAUUAGAAGGCGAGGCGGCGGAAAGCAUAUCAGAGCUGUGGCCAGCAAAGUUGAUUGGUCCAAUGGCUCCAUCGGCUUAUUUGGAUGGGAGAAUUGAAGAUGAUAAAGGAUACGGUGCAAGUCUGUGGGAGCCACUGAGCAAAGAGUGCAUCAAAUGGCUAGAAACAAAGCCACCUAGGUCAGUAGUUUAUGUCUCCUUCGGAAGCAUGGUCUCCUUGACAGCAGAACAGAUGGAGGAGAUAGCUCGGGGCCUGCAGGAGUGUAGCUCGCAUUUCCUCUGGGUCGUGAAAGAAUCGGAGCAAUCUAAAUUACCUGAAGGGUUCGUCGAGUACACAGCAAAAGAAAAGGGUUUGCUGGUGACAUGGUGCAACCAACUAGAAAUGCUGGCGCACCAAGCCGUAGGUUGCUUUGUAACACACUGUGGGUGGAACUCAACCCUCGAAGGGCUUAGCCUUGGAGUGCCGAUGGUGGGAGUGCCUCAGUGGGCUGACCAAUUGACUGAUGCCAAGUUUGUGGGGGAGAUUUGGGGGGUGGGGCUCAGAGCCAAGGAGGAUGAGAAGGGAGUCGUGAGAAAAGAAGAAUUUGUAAUGUGUUUGAAGGUGGUAAUGGAGGGAGAGAGAAGCCAUGAGAUUAAGAAAAAUGCUAGGAAAUGGAGUGAGUUGGCUAAAAAAUCAGUCAGUGAAGGAGGGAGCUCUGACAAGCGUAUUAAUGAAUUUGUGGAGCAGUUGAUGUUACGUGCCAUCAACUCGAAAGGUCAUCAACUCAUGGCCGCCAUGUAGAUUAGAGAACUGGACUUGUACGUGUGUUUGUGUCUGAAUCGUCGAGUACUUCUGGAAAGUGAAUUAAUAUGUUAGUUGUUGGCCCUGCA